Ochotona princeps (American pika) is the source of this 737-nucleotide messenger RNA. It is a transcript of the gene RPL19, whose product is annotated as ribosomal protein L19. Lineage: Eukaryota; Metazoa; Chordata; Mammalia; Lagomorpha; Ochotonidae. Gene Ontology annotation, molecular function: RNA binding; structural constituent of ribosome. Gene Ontology annotation, cellular component: cytosolic large ribosomal subunit; ribosome. The record is from RefSeq and is a predicted model, not a curated record. The transcript has 5 exons. Gene Ontology annotation, biological process: translation. The coding region runs from base 63 to 653 and encodes 196 amino acids.
CCAGAUAAUGGGAGGAGCCCGGGCUGGCUGCGUUCUUUCCUUUCGCCUCCUCGGCCGCAGCCAUGAGUAUGCUCAGGCUUCAGAAGAGGCUCGCCUCCAGCGUGCUCCGCUGCGGCAAGAAGAAGGUCUGGUUGGACCCCAAUGAAACCAACGAGAUCGCUAAUGCCAACUCCCGCCAGCAGAUCCGGAAGCUGAUUAAGGAUGGGCUGAUUAUCCGCAAACCAGUGACCGUCCACUCCCGGGCUCGGUGCCGGAAGAACACCCUGGCACGCAGGAAAGGCAGGCACAUGGGCAUAGGGAAGCGUAAGGGUACAGCCAACGCUCGCAUGCCGGAGAAGGUGACUUGGAUGAGAAGGAUGCGGAUCCUGCGCCGCCUGCUCAGGAGAUACCGGGAGUCCAAGAAGAUUGACCGCCACAUGUACCACAGCCUGUACCUGAAGGUGAAGGGAAACGUGUUCAAAAAUAAGCGGAUCCUCAUGGAGCACAUCCACAAGCUGAAGGCCGACAAGGCCCGCAAGAAGCUCCUGGCUGACCAGGCCGAGGCCCGCAGGUCCAAGACCAAGGAAGCCCGCAAGCGCCGGGAAGAGCGCCUGCAGGCCAAGAAGGAGGAGAUCAUCAAGACCCUGUCCAAGGAGGAGGAGACCAAGAAGUAAAGCACCCCGUGUGUGUGUGUGUGUGUACAUAGUGGCCUCGGUGAGGGCUGUGGGUCAGCCAUCAAAAUAAAGCAUGUCCCUGUC